AUGCACGGCGGAAGACGCGAAAACUACGGCACCUCUAGUGGCAUGGGCGGCGGCUACAACGACGGCCCUAGAGAACACUAUGGAGGCGGCAUGAGCGGCGGCGGAACGGGAGGAGCCAUGGGUGGCAGCUACGGCGGCGGCCAUGAAAAGAUGGGUGGUGGCUACCGAGGCGGCGGCCGAGACAGCUACGGCCCCUCCGGCGGCAUGGGAGGCGGCCCUGGAGGCGGCGGUCCCGGUCCCCGCGACGACUACAACGGCGUUGGCGGCGGCGGCUACAGCGGAGGUCGUGAUGAGUACGGACACUCUGGCGGACACUCCUCUCACGGACUUCGCGUGGUCGCAUGUGUUCUGUGCUGA
Colletotrichum orchidophilum is the source of this 357-nucleotide messenger RNA. RefSeq lists its product as uncharacterized. The transcript has 2 exons. Bases 1 to 357 code for a protein of 118 amino acids. NCBI's taxonomy places the organism in Eukaryota, Fungi, Ascomycota, Sordariomycetes, Glomerellales, Glomerellaceae. The record is from RefSeq and is a predicted model, not a curated record.